Nicotiana tabacum (common tobacco) is the source of this 756-nucleotide messenger RNA. Lineage: Eukaryota; Viridiplantae; Streptophyta; Magnoliopsida; Solanales; Solanaceae. The record is from RefSeq and is a predicted model, not a curated record.
UGGACUGCCGCAGAUAAUUUGAGUGGCAGCAUUGAUCAACCUCUAGAAGAUGGGGACACUGCUCUUCAUCUAACAUGUUUGUAUGGCCAUCUCCCUUGUGUGCAGCUACUGCUAGAAAGAGGAGCUUCUUUGGAGCCUAAGGAUGAAGAUGGAGCAAUCCCAUUGCAUGAUGCUUGUGCUGGCGGCUACACGGAGAUAGCCCAACUGCUGAUCAACAGCGCUCCUGACCCUGAAUGUGUGGAGAGGAUGUUGGACUCUGUUGAUGUAGAAGGUGAUACGCCUCUCCAUCAUGCUGCCAGAGGUGAACAUGUAACUGUCGUCAGGUUAUUACUAGCUUCAGGGUCUUGUCCUACUAGGACCAAUAUAAAUGGAAAGACCCCCGGUGAGCUUGCUGAACCUGAUGGUGAAGCUCGAAGAAUCUUAGAAGAAGCUGCACGUGCUGUUCCUAGCCAUUAGUCCUUCAUGCCAAGAUUUUGAUUUGGUAGCUUGGCUAUUACUACUAUAGGUUUGCCUUGUUUUAUAGGUAAAAGUUCGAUCAGAAUUUCCCCUUGGAAGCUAGGAUCAUUUAACAAUAGGGGGCAACUAUGCAUAUGAAUGUUGCAAUUAUUCCUAUGAGAUUGCAGUUCUUAGAAAAGCUAUUUCUGUCAAACGGCUAUCGCCUAUUUUUCCAGUAGAUUAAUGUUAGAAUCAAGUUCACACAAUCUUUGGUACAUUUCUUUUAUGCCUUGAUCUUAUAUCAAAUUUGCUUUUGGGACA